AUGCUCUGUUCAAACUGGGAGCAGUCCUGCCAUCUGGAGGCCUCUCACUUGAUCAUAAGUACCGAAGUCAACCUGCCUCGAAAAGACCCUCGGUCGAACAUUCCCUUGCUGCAGGAGCUUGUUCCCGAUCUUCAGUCCGUCAAACUCCAGUCUACUGUCAGCUCCCUCAAACAGAUCAUCCUAGUCCAGAACGAUGCCGGUCGAGUUGAUACCUCCGCGUUAAAAUGUAUCACACCAUAUACAUCGAUAUAUUCCGAGCUUCCACAGGACAUGAAGGCCCUGCCCGACCAGGGACUCUCUCCAACUGAUGUUGUGAAUAUCCAAUUCACCUCCGGGACAACAUCGAUGCCCAAGGCAGCAUGCCUGAGCCACCGAUCGAUAUUAAACAAUGGGGUGCAAAUUGGGGAUAGAAUGUUGCUCACGCCCAAGGAUAUCGUAUGCUGUCCUCCGCCGCUUUUCCACUGCUUCGGAUGUAUCCUUGGAUACAUGGCAACAGCCACUCAUGGAUCAGCCAUAGUCUUCCCAACCGAAUCCUUCAACGCAGUAGCAACGUUGAAAGCUGUGCAGGAAGAGAAGUGCACGGCACUCUAUGGCGUACCGACCAUGUUCAUAGAGGAGCUCGACCUGCUUGCAGACGGUGUCGUACCCUAUGAGGGAUUCCAGUACCUGCGCACUGGCAUUGCAGCCGGCAGCAGCGUGCCAUCUGAACUGAUGAAGAAGCUACACAAGACGCUCAACCUGACUGAGCUGACAAUAUGCUACGGUAUGACGGAGACGAGCCCCGUCUCGACGAUGACUGCAACGGACGACCCGAUUGAGAAGCGGCUGAACACUGUGGGCAAGUUACUUCCACAUGUCGAAGCCAAAGUGGUCAAUCCUCUAGAUUACGAUCAAAUACUCCCUCUGGGCGAGAGGGGUGAGCUGGCUGUCAGCGGAUAUCAUGUCAUGAAGGAAUAUUGGGGAGCACCCGAGAAGACUGCCGCGGUGAUGGUGCCAGACUCUGAAGGGAAGAUAUGGAUGCAUGUGAGUAUAGCUUCUUUUUUGUUUUGCUUCUUCCUAUUCUUGUUUACGGUCUCUAAUCUAUUCGUCCACAAGACCGGUGACGAAGCUUCAAUGUCCGCCGACGGAUACAUCACCAUCACCGGGCGUAUCAAGGACCUGAUCAUCCGUGGGGGCGAGAAUAUUCACCCUCUUGAGGUCGAAAACUGCCUUCUCGCUCACCCCAGCGUGUCCAACGUAUCUGUGCUAGGGGUCCCCGACGAGCGCUACGGGGAAGCCGUUGCCGCGUUUGUGGUAACACACGCCGAAGGGGAGGGCAAGGUGACGUCUGCAGAGAUCAAGAGCUGGGUUCGGGGCAAACUGAGCCAUCAUCUAGGGCAAAAAAGCAAGUCGUCCCAACUCGAUGGGAUGGUCGCCGUGUCUGCCCUACCCUGCGAUCAUCCCGCCAAGGCCACCCUGGCAAGGCUUGAUUUUGCUUAUUUGAGGUUAUUCGACUGUGAUGUCUGUUUGUUUUUCCUCCCUUUGGCUCUUCGCUUCAAGAUGUCUGGCCUCGCGAUAAGCUGGUUUGGUAUCUUGCUGCAUUGCCAGCACAUGGGCAGAGUCGUUGUUUCAUAA
Trichophyton benhamiae CBS 112371 is the source of this 1614-nucleotide messenger RNA. RefSeq names its product long-chain-fatty-acid-CoA ligase, putative. The coding region runs from base 1 to 1614 and encodes 537 amino acids. Gene Ontology annotation, biological process: fatty acid metabolic process. The transcript has 3 exons. The record is from RefSeq and is a predicted model, not a curated record. Gene Ontology annotation, molecular function: medium-chain fatty acid-CoA ligase activity. Lineage: Eukaryota; Fungi; Ascomycota; Eurotiomycetes; Onygenales; Arthrodermataceae.